GUCAGUACAGAGGAAAGGAAAGUUGGAAUCACAAGUGAGCUGGAGGAAAAUAGAAAAUGAACUCUGACCCGAAGGAGAGAAUGAAAUAUUUGCUUUAUGUGCAAAUUAUGUCUGCACACGUCUUACUUUCAGGUGCAUAUGAUGUUGCUGUAUCAAAGACUACAUUGGUAGGAAUUCACAGACAAAGUAUUGUCCUUGGAUGCAGUUUUACUGUUGAUAGUCAUUUACCACUGGACCAUGUAGUCAUCACCUGGCAACGUGCUGAGACGAAUGAUGUGGUGCACAGUUAUUAUUAUGGCAAAGACCAACUCAGUCAACAGAAUGAACAGUAUUCAGGCAGAACAAGUCUAUUUCCAGAGGAAUUCAAACAUGGCAAUGCUUCAUUAAAACUGGCAGGAAUGACAGCAGAGGAUGCUGGGCAGUAUGUGUGCUUUGUUGGCAAUAUAUUGGGAAGUGUCAAAGGGACAAUUGCAUUGAAGUUUGCAGCUUACUAUAGGGAUCCACAACUGUUCAUCAAACUCAAACCACCCAGUUCGACUAUCAUUCUGGAAUCUCAAGGUUAUCCUGAACCAUCUGUUUUCUGGUACUGCGCAGAAGAUAAAAAUGUGUCCCUCCAGCCUGAAAUUUCAUUUGUUAAAAGUGAAGAUGGUCUUUACUCAUUCCAGAGUAUUCUUAAACUUGAUAACUCAAUGAUGAACUGUAACCAUGUGGUUGAAAUUCAGAACUCCCUUGUUAACCAGACUAUUACCAGGAAGUUCAACAUCCUUUUGCAACAACAAGAUAUUCAGAACCAAAACUUCAACAAGAACAUGUGGAUUGCUCUCAACUCCUGUACAAUUCUGAUAUUUGGAGCAAUUAUUAUUCUGAUAUUGCUAAUCUGUAGAAGCAAACAUGCUCAACAACAGGAAAUUGAAGAAAAAGUGAAGCCUGAAUUAAUAUGAGUAAUCCCAUGAAUGGAACAGUUGAUUUUUGUUUAUUCUCAGGUGAUUGACAAGACUUUAUUAUCCACUGUUAGGAUGAGCUUUCUUUUUAAACUUCUGCCUUCCAUGUGUUGAAGGUUCUUCCACAGUGCUGUUAGCUCGGGAAUUACUAGGUGUUGACCCAGCAACGACAAAGAAACAGUGCUGUAUGGUGUAAUCAAAGUCAAAAGGUAACCUGGAGGUGAGGCUGUUCCAUUGCAGCUACAUGUUCAUCCCACUGAGUGAUGUAGAAGACACAGCUGAAGAAGCUGCAAUUCCUAUAAAAAUCUAGUUAAAAAUAACACAUCAGGUUAUAGUCCAACAGGUUUAAUUGGAAGCACACUAGCUUCAUCAGGUGACAACACCAGCAUCUCCAAAUUAAAAGAAUCUGCAUACUGUAACCACAGUACAUCUGCAAUGCACAUUGUGUAAUGUUAGGACUAACUUUUGAUACUGAAAAAUACAGUUUAGAACAUAGAACAUAGAAGGAUACAGCGCAGUACAGGCCCUUCGGCCCUCGAUGUUGCGCCGACCAAAUCCUACCUAACCUAUACUAGCCCAAUAACUUCCAAAUGCCUAUCCAAUGCCCGCUUAAAUGACCAUAAAGAAGGAGAGUUCACCACUGAUACGGGCAGGGCAUUCCAUGAACUCACAACCCGCUGUGUGAAGAAUCUACCCCUAACAUCUGUCCUAUACCUACCACCCCUUAAUUUAAAGCUAUGUCCCCUAGUAACACCUGACUCCAUUAGCGGUAAAGACCUGACUCCAUUAGCGGUUUCUAAGCUGACCAGAUCUAUAAUCAUUCUAUGAAUGAAUAGCAGUUUAUAUUUGGAGUUAUGUAGAAGUUGUUCGCUGCUUUCCCAUCCCAUAUCCUUCUAAACCUUGGAUUAAAAUGCAAUAGUGAUUGAAGCUCAUGAGCAGCUAGCAGUGAGAACAUUAUGGAUAAAUAGAUGGCUCUGGUUAGCUUAAACUUUCAGCUACAGCUUUUCAAUGACUGAAGUUAUUUCAGAUUUUAUUAUUCCCUGCUGAUCAUAGGGAAGAUUAAGAUAUAUAUAAAUCAAUCAUGAAGCAAACAAACAGUCAGCAUCUUAUAAUUAUACAAAGAAAAAACAGAGCUGGACAAGUAAAGACUAACAAAGUCAUAUAAGAGCUAUGAUGUACAAUGUUGCCAGCAGGAAUAGAAUAUGCUGUUUCCUAAUCUCCAGUUGAAGGAGACAUGUUGAGCUCCAGAAAGUAACAAGUAUGGAGUACAAGGCCAAAAACUGUGGCCCCAAAAGUUCAUCAUCUGUGAUCCUAGCAGUGGUGCAGAGAUUGGGGUCACUUGUAUCCUACCAGUGUUUGUCAAGUCAUCAAGAAGUAAUCUAGUUUUCCUGUGCUGGUGAAACCCAGUGUUAUUAUAGAUGCAUCUUCAAAGCAGCUACAAUAUCUGCCAUUGCAAGUGGGUGACUAAGGCUCUCCCUACCUGCCUCUCCGACCUCAGUCACGGACUCUUUCAGCUGUUCUGUUCCAGAAAGCUAUGCACUGAAGAAUAGAACUGGAGCUAAUGUUUACAAAUUUUUAUGAUUUUUUUAAAACAAGAAAUACACAUUAUGAAAAUAUCCCUAAUCAUGUAACAACACUAACUAUUUGUAGGCGCACAAGUGAAGGCCCAGUUAUGGUCCACCAUGUUUGUACAAUUAAACACAAUUAAUAUACAAUUAACAUAGGCUUGCUAAUUCGGAGGAUGAUCAAGUAGGUUUAAAAAAAAUUAGUCCAACUUUUGGAAUUCAUCUGAUGGGGCCCUCAUCUGGCAUCUCAACUCAGUGUUGGGAACCAACACCAGCAGUGCAAUUCGAAACCAUGUUGUUGUGAGUCCCUGACCCUAGUGUGGCCUUUUUAACAUUUGCCAUGAAAGGAGAAGAUAGAUUAUUCUAUCUACCAAUUAAAACAGGGUCUCAGUCAUUUUCUGUCACAUUCUUGCCAGAAUUGAAGUUGGGCAAAACCUUUGUGGAUGUGGAGGGCCCAAGAGUUUACACAAUAUGCCUUACCUUGUUUUAUAUUCAACAUUUAAUAAUUUAUGAUUAAUUAAGACCUGAUUUUACACUAAUACAUCCUGAAAGUUUGGUUCAGGGUCAGAUUGAUCUCUUGAUUUGUAGCCCCUCAAUUUUAUAUUCAAAUCACUUCAUUGGAGCCCAAAAUCAGGCAGGCUGUAAAUCCCCAAUGAGGCCCAUUUCAGGCUCAGACAUUUGGACAUAACUGUAAUCUGAUGUGUUUCUAUCUGGCAUUUUGUGAAAAAUCCAUCAAGAACUUUAAGUUCAACUCUUAACUAAUAGAAAUAAUAAUCACUGCUGAAAAAAAUCCCCACAUAUUUAAAUUAUUUCAUGUUUAUUCUGGCUGCAUUAUUUUUAUCAGUUUAAAGUAUUUCAUAUUUUUAACACAAAUGUAUGGAAUAUGAACUUAAAUUUUGUAAGUUUCAUGCAAACUACUUUCUAAAUAAAUUGUCAUCCAUUUA
Messenger RNA from Hemiscyllium ocellatum (epaulette shark), 3450 nucleotides. RefSeq names its product CD276 antigen-like. Gene Ontology annotation, biological process: cell surface receptor signaling pathway; immune response; negative regulation of T cell proliferation. The coding region runs from base 57 to 941 and encodes 294 amino acids. The transcript is spliced from 5 exons. NCBI's taxonomy places the organism in Eukaryota, Metazoa, Chordata, Chondrichthyes, Orectolobiformes, Hemiscylliidae. The record is from RefSeq and is a predicted model, not a curated record. Gene Ontology annotation, cellular component: external side of plasma membrane.